Molecule: messenger RNA, 1728 nt
Organism: Ramularia collo-cygni
Lineage: Eukaryota; Fungi; Ascomycota; Dothideomycetes; Mycosphaerellales; Mycosphaerellaceae
Product: probable glycerol:H+ symporter (Gup1)
Exons: 2
Coding region: 1-1728 (575 amino acids)
Biological process (GO): GPI anchor biosynthetic process
Cellular component (GO): endoplasmic reticulum
Source: RefSeq, a predicted model, not a curated record
AUGUUGCGAGAUCUGUACCGGGUGGAAACACUCGAUGUACGAUUCGCAUCGCCGACGGGGCAACCGCAUCCCUCAGCACAGCCGUCGAAAUGGCGGACAUGGGAAUAUUACCUCUACUACCUCGUCUUUCUCACCAUUCCCGCGUUGAUGUUCAAAUGCGUCUACGAUGUUUCCCGUCCAGAUCAUCCGGGCUACCAACGAUAUGAACAUUUACUCUCGGAAGGAUGGAUUCCCGGAAGGAAAUUGGACGAUUCCGACUCACAAUACUCGGGAUUCCGCGAGAACAUUCCUGUUAUGCUGCUCGUCUUGAUCCUGCAUCCCAUUCUGAGGAGAGUGACGAGUCCAUCCAACCAAAGCAAAGUCGAGCCGGAAAAACGAUUGAACUCUCGAGUCACCUUUGAUCUCACCUUUGCCUUGAUUUUCCUCGUGGCAUUGCACGGCUUCUCCACCGCAAAGGUCCUUCUCAUUCUGUAUGCAAACUUCCAAAUCGCAACAGCCCUCCCCAAGCAAUACGUUGGGCUGUCAACUUGGAUUUCCAAUAUUGGAAUUCUCUUCGCCAACGAGCUUUGUCAUGGAUACCAACUCCGAGACAUUUCUGCUCUCCUCUUCAACACAUCCCCGGACACUCCUGGAUGGGCCGCAUGGAUCGACAGCUACGGCGGCCUCCUCCCUCGUUGGGAAAUCCUCUUCAACAUCACCGUCUUACGUCUCAUCGCCUUCAACUUUGACCAUCUCUGGAUGCAAGAUCGUCGAGCCAGCAGUCCCAUCGAGAAGAAAAACCUCAACCCCUCUUCCCUCCCCGAACGCGAACGCGUCUCCAUCGGUGCUCUUCCCCAGGACUUUACCUUCAAAAACUACCUCGCCUACACUCUCUAUUCCCCUCUUUACCUCACCGGUCCCAUCAUAAACUUCAACGACUACAUCUCGCAAUCCCGCCACCCCUUACCAUCAACCUCCCGCCAACGAAUCAUCCCCUACGCGAUCCGUUUCUUCCUCUGUCUCCUCGCCAUGGAACUGGUCCUCCACUACCUCUACGCCGUCGCCAUUUCAAAAUCCUCUCCCGAUUGGUCCAUCUACUCCCCCUUCCAACUCAGCAUGCUAGGUUACUUCAACCUGCACGUCAUCUGGUUGAAACUUCUCAUCCCAUGGCGCUUCUUUAGAUUAUGGGCAUUGGUAGAUGGCAUUGAUCCACCCGAGAACAUGGUCCGUUGCAUGUCUGACAACUAUUCCGCCUUGGCGUUCUGGAGAGGUUGGCAUCGUUCCUUCAACCGCUUCGUGGUGAGAUAUAUCUAUGUCCCCAUGGGAGGAAGUGGAGGGGGGAAAAUGAGAGCCAUGGCAAAUUACCUCGCCGUCUUCACUUUCGUCGCUCUAUGGCAUGAUAUUAACCUCAAACUCCUCAUGUGGGGCUGGCUAGUCACUCUCUUCGUCCUGCCAGAAGUAUUAGCGACUCUGGCUUUCCCGGCGAGGAAAUGGAAAGAUCGACCGGAAGCGUAUAGGAUGUUAUGUGGUUUAGGAGCCGUGGGCAAUAUCCUCAUGAUGAUGGCGGCUAAUCUGGUGGGGUUUGCUGUGGGAUUGGAUGGAUUGAAGGGGUUGGUUGAGGGGAUAAUUUCAGGGUGGGAAGGGAGGGUAUUUCUGGCGGCUGCUUGUGCCACGCUGUUUGUGGGCGUGCAGGUCAUGUUUGAGUGGAGGGAGGGGGAGAAGCGGAGGGGUGUGUAUUUGAAAUGUUAG